Molecule: messenger RNA, 726 nt
Organism: Trichoderma atroviride IMI 206040
Lineage: Eukaryota; Fungi; Ascomycota; Sordariomycetes; Hypocreales; Hypocreaceae
Source: RefSeq, a predicted model, not a curated record
AUGUUCACUCGCAGCUUUUUGCCUCUCCUUACCCUCAUGGCCUGCAGCUUGGCCUUCCCGUUUGUGAAACGGGACUGCGCCUUUUCAGCCGAUGCAAAUGACGGAGACACCUGUGCCUCUCUGGCAGCUGCUUGGGGCAUCACCGAAGCACAGUUCAAGAGCUACAACCCCAGCGUUAAGGACUGUUCUGCCCUCAGGUCCGGCUCGUUGUACUGCGUUGAGUGGACUGGCCUGGCAGAGGGCCAGUCCACAACAACGGUAGUGACCUCAACAUCCACCUCAAAGGAGGCAAGCACCACCUCCAAAGACUCUCCAUCUCCAACCCAGCCUGGGGCGACGUCGAAGUGCACAAAGUGGGUGCAACAGACGGGAGAUAAAUACUGUGCUGAAAUCGCCGCUACCAACGGCGUGUCCCUCGCUGAGUUCCUCAAGUGGAACAACAUCAAGGCCGACUGCUCCAACCUCGUCGCUGGUAACUACGAGUGCGUGGCAGUGAGCGGCACCACCAAGGCUAAGAAGCCGACCAGCAGUCUCCCAGGCCACGGGGCAGAGCCUGGGACCAUCUCUAGCUGCAAGAAGAUUCACCUGAUCAAGUCGGGCGACUCGUGUGCUAGCAUCGAAAAGCAUUACCGCAUAACGGAUGCGCAGUUUCGCAAAUGGAAUACUAAGCUGAAUGGCAAGUGCAACAACUUGUGGCUGAAUUAUAAUGUGUGCGUUGGCAUUUAA